UCAUCACUCAUCAGGCACCACUUUAGGUACCAUAAUAAUUUUACACUACAUAUUCUACCGAUAUUAAUUAAUUGUUUUACCCAUUUAGUUUAUCAUACAGAAUUAAUUAACAAGAACCAUAAUUGCAGUUAUCUACAACAGCUAUUUUUACUAAUAAUAGUAAUAAUAAGCGAAUGGGACUAGAAGAUUUAUUUUAUUGGAUACCUCUUGCGUAUUGUUAGUUGCUGCUUAAAAUUUUCUGUGGUUAAAAUGAUAUUCAAAAUUAUCUCUUCCACUGUUAAAUCCGUGUACAGAGUGGCUUGUAUCAAACUCGUAGAUAAUAAGCUUAAAUUGGUCCCCGGCGCUUUAAUUGGAGCAGGCUUUUCAUAUUAUGGCGUAGCUGCCAAGUCAUUGGAUUUCGAUAAUUUUAUGGCAGAUCCCGUGACGGAUAAACUAGCGCUAGAAAGUUCACCUGAAGAUAUGAGGACUAUAAUGGAACUUAUGAUAAUGAAAAUUCAGGCUGAUUUUUGUCAAGCUCUAGAAGGGGAAGAGCCGUCUCAAAAGUUCAUAGUAGACCGGUGGUUAAGAGCUGAAGGCGGUGGUGGAAUAACGUGUGUAAUGCAGGAUGGAGAAGUUUUUGAAAAAGCUGGAGUCAAUAUAUCUGUAGUUCACGGACAUUUACCUCCUGGCGCUAUUGCCCAGAUGAGAGCUAGAGGUAAAAAUUUCAAAGACGAGCAAAUUCUUCCAUUCUUUGCAGCAGGCAUCAGUGCAGUUAUACAUCCCCGUAAUCCAUAUGUGCCUACAAUACAUUUUAAUUAUAGAUAUUUUGAAGUUGUUCAAUCUGAUAAUACAACACAGUGGUGGUUUGGUGGUGGAACAGACUUAACCCCAUAUUAUCUAAAUGAGAAUGAUGCAGUACAUUUUCACAGUACUUUAAAAAAUGCUUGUGACCAGCACAACAAAGAGUAUUAUCCAAAAUUUAAACGCUGGUGUGAUGAUUAUUUUAAUAUACCCCAUCGAGGUGAGCGCAGAGGAAUCGGUGGUAUUUUUUUUGAUGACUUAGACUCUCCGUCUCAAAAAGAUGUACUCUCUUUUGUAAAAAGUUGUGCUCAAGCUGUUAUACCUUCAUACAUACCGCUAGUGAAAAAUCAUAAAAAUGAUCGUUAUGGAGAACACGAGAGAGAAUGGCAACUCUUAAGAAGAGGACGUUAUGUUGAGUUCAAUUUGAUUUAUGAUAGGGGCACAAAAUUUGGGUUGUACACUCCAGGAGCUCGUUAUGAAAGUAUACUCAUGUCACUCCCUCUGACUGCAAACUGGAAAUAUAUGCACAAACCUAGCCCCCAGAGCAGAGAAGGAAAACUUACAGAAAUCUUAAAAAACCCAAAAGACUGGAUACAAAUUUAAAUAAAUGUGAUUUUGUUUAAAUACUUAUUGUUGUUUACGUAUUUCCAUACAGAGAUUUAUUAUGUUGCCAAAUAAUUUUUAAUAAUAAGUAUUUAAUUUUACUAAAUUGUUAAUAAUAAUUAUUUUUCUAUUAAAGUAUUAUUGCAUAGAUUUUAUUGGUAUUAAUAGUAUAUGAAAAUUGUUAUAUUAUACAGUUUAUUUUUAGUAAUCAUUUGGGAAACAUGCAAAAAAAAAUGUAAUUUAGUCAAUUGGAAUUGUAA
Messenger RNA from Adelges cooleyi (spruce gall adelgid), 1643 nucleotides. RefSeq names its product oxygen-dependent coproporphyrinogen-III oxidase (gene Coprox). Bases 250 to 1383 code for a protein of 377 amino acids. NCBI's taxonomy places the organism in Eukaryota, Metazoa, Arthropoda, Insecta, Hemiptera, Adelgidae. The record is from RefSeq and is a predicted model, not a curated record. Gene Ontology annotation, cellular component: cytoplasm; mitochondrial intermembrane space. The transcript has 7 exons. Gene Ontology annotation, molecular function: coproporphyrinogen oxidase activity.